AAACUUAUUAAAAAACUUGAUCUCUAAGUUUAAGCGGGGAACUUGAAACCCCUCUAGCGCAGCGUUGAGUCAAGUUUCAAGAAUUUUGCUCUUUAAAAAGAAGAUUUCAUCCGAUUCAGAUUGGAUCUACGCUCUGCCAACGCCAACUUGUUUGAAUCUCCUUAACUAAGUUCUGAUUCAAAUUAAAAUGCAGUUUUCUAGAACCCGAUGUUCAGAUUUUUGGUGUUAAUCGGAUCUUAUUUCGUCGACUUCAUCGUGUCCGACCAGUCAGAUUUGGGUCGGCAACCGGAUAAGAUCCAGAUGUUCCUGAUUAACUCAGGGGGCCACUCGCGGGCGAGUUCUCCACGAUCGACGCAGCCGCCCGACUUCUCUUCCUCCUCAUUGCAGAGGCUAGUGACUGCCGUCUUCCUUGUUCCUUGAUGGCAAGGCAAUUGAUGUCAUAAGAAAGGAAGCUGCUAGGGGAAAGAGUAGAGACAUUGUCGAGUUUACAAGAUACUGAGGCAGAAUAUGGAAUCUUCAGUUGGAACUGGAGCUGCAACACUUAAUUCUUCAGUUGCUCCGUCUUCGUCUGCACCAACACUAUCUGAGCGUUCAUGGACUUGCAUUGAUCUUGUUUCUUCAUCUCCAUCAAGUGGCCAACCUCAAGUCAGAAGCUUGGGUUCUACUCAAGAUAAUCCUAAGGUGGAACAGGGGACACCAUUGCAAAGCAUAAGUUCGCAUCAGCAACGAAAUAAACUUCCUCAACAAGAACGGAAUUAUGCUGUGCCACAAUCUGGCCAUGCAAAAACCAUUCCAACAUACCUGGAUGAAUUUAAGAAUGGGUUUCCAAUGGAUGGCUUGUCAUCUGUUUCAGUCAGAUGGUGGGGAAAUGUGGAGAGUGAUGAUAAAGAUGCACUUUUGGAGAAAGAAAGUGUGGAGAAUGAACCACCAAAGGAUUCAGCAGCCAAGACUGGAGAGACAGACUGUGGAGAUGAUAAAAAUACACUUUCAGAGAAAGAAAGGGUGAACAACGAGCCAUCAAAGAGUUCAAUAGCCAAGACUGGAGAAGCAAACCAUGAAGAUGACCAAGCCUCAACACCUGUUGUGGGGGCUCCAUGUGUGACAGCUCCCUGUAACACGGAGAACCUUGAAGCGCAAUUAGAAGGUGCAUCUUUGCUUUCUGCAAUACGUAAAAAAAAUGCAGAGGAUGGGAUUCAUGUUCUUAAACUUGGUAUAUCGAGAGGAUAUGGUACAUCCAGGUUAAGCAAGCGAGAGAAAUUAUUUCUCUCAGAAAUUUUCAGAUCUUCAUUGCCAGCUCAAUGGAGAUACAGCAUGUUUUAAGCCAUGAUUUCAAGAAGAUAUAGUCCACACCGCAUCAGUAAGGAGGCCAGCGAUGAAGUAAAAAGAAAAUCAAGUUAAUGAGGACCAGGGUCCUGCUGGGCAUCCUCUUGAGGGGAAAUAUGACAACAGUGGAAUUGGGACCUUAGUGAAUCUGCUUAUAAGGGUCACACACACACACACACACACACAGGGAGAGAGAGAGAGAGAGAGAGAACAUUGUCUAUGACUAUAUGUGGAACAUUGCUGAAUGUUAUCUCUAUUACAUAAGGGCAAAUUUCUUGAUUU
This is a messenger RNA of Nymphaea colorata (pocket water lily), 1605 nucleotides long. RefSeq lists its product as uncharacterized. Bases 508 to 1320 code for a protein of 270 amino acids. Lineage: Eukaryota; Viridiplantae; Streptophyta; Magnoliopsida; Nymphaeales; Nymphaeaceae. The record is from RefSeq and is a predicted model, not a curated record. The transcript is spliced from 4 exons.